AUGGCUCCUAAGAAGAAGGAACAGCAGAAGAUGUCCCUCGGGACCUUCUUGGCUGACGAGAUUGGGAUCAUGGCCGAUGAGAUGGAAGAUAUGCCAGUUUACUCACGCCCUUCUGGAUAUGGUGGAAGUAGCAAUGAGAGACGUACCUAUAGCUCUACCACUGGUACUUAUGGCAACAAUGCCGGAGGUUAUUCCGUUCGCGAGGAACUCCCUCUUCCCGACAAGCCACCUUACACUGUUCAUCUUGGAAACCUUUCAUUCGAUGCUACCGUCGGCGAUGUUAACGAAUUCUUCGUCGGCUGCGAAUGUAUCAAUGUUCGCAUCAUUGAGGAUAAGAUGGAGAUGAAACCAAAGGGAUUCGGAUAUGCAGAAUUUGGCUCUUUGGAAGGUCUCAAGUCCGCCUUGACUUUGAACCAGACUCAGUUCCAAGGACGUAACAUUAGAAUCAGUGUUGCUGAUCCUCCGAAGGAUCGUGGUGACCGUCCAGAUGUACGAGAGCUCGGAGACUGGAGUAGAAAGGGACCCCUACCCGAUUUACCGGGCCGUGGAGGAGAGCGUCGCACUCCGGAUCGAGGAUACCAAUCUAGCCGUUUUGGCGAGGAAGGUGGCGAGCGUAGAGCCCCCCGUGAGCCCGAAAGUGAUGGCAAGGUUCGAGACUUUGGAAAUUGGGAACGAAAGGGUCCACUCUCACCCCUCGCCCAACAGGAACGUGCUCCAAGAGAAGGUGGCCGACCCCGUACAAACGAUGGACCAAGAGCCGAAGGUUUCAGAGAUCGCAAAGCUUCGCCAGCUGCUUGGGGUGAAGGUAGAUCCCAAGGUCAAGGCUCUGGCUCGCAAGAAGGAUCAAGACCACCCAGACGUGAGUUUCAAGAGCGACCCGUCGCUGAGCGUGCGCCCACCGCCGCCGAUCAAGACAACCAAUGGCGUAGCAAAAUGCGACCCGACCCACCAGCUGCACCAGCUGCAAAGUCACCUGUUCUAUCCCAUGAAGGGAGCGAGGCUCCAGCUUCUCCAGCCCUCCCAUCUGCCCCGGCUGGUGGUAGACCAAGAUUGAACCUUGCAAAGCGCACCGUUUCCGAGGCCCCUGCUGACUCGUCCUCGUCAUCUGCCGCAGGUGAUGCGAAGGCAAGUCCAUUUGGAGCUGCUCGUCCAAUUGAUACUGCCGCCAAGGAGAAGGAAAUUGAGGAGAAGCGACAACAAGCCAUCAAAGAGAAAAAGGAGGCCGAUGAGAAGGCCAAGCAGGAGAGAGAGGCUGCAAAGGCUAAGGAAACUGAAGACAACGAGAAGAAAGUUGAAAUCCUACAACGUGAAGGCGAAGAAGCAACAAAGGAAGGAGAGACAAUUGAAACCGAGAAUGCAAACGGUGAGAUUGUUGACGAUAAGGCUGUCAAGCCAAAAGAGAUUGUGAGAGAUGCCAAACCAAAACCAUCUGAUACGGGAGCCUGGAGACGUCCAUCUGGACCUAAGCCACCCAGGGAUGAUAUUCCAAGAGGACCCAAGGGUAGAGGUGAUUAUGCACCAAGAGGCCCACGACAAAACGAUGGAGGAAGGAACCACAGACAAAAUCCAAAUGGUGGGGGACAAAAUGCGACUGCACCAGCCCAAAGCCCUGCUGCUACAACUGAAACUGCAGUCAUGGAAGAGGAUGGCUGGAGCACAGUGUCUAAACCCAAGAAAAAUAACCGUGGUGGUAACGCAGGCCAACGUGCUAUUGCUUCUUAG
Molecule: messenger RNA, 1722 nt
Organism: Botrytis fragariae
Lineage: Eukaryota; Fungi; Ascomycota; Leotiomycetes; Helotiales; Sclerotiniaceae
Product: putative translation initiation factor 4b protein
Exons: 6
Coding region: 1-1722 (573 amino acids)
Molecular function (GO): RNA binding
Source: RefSeq, a predicted model, not a curated record